AAUAUGUAGAGGUGUUAAUACUAGUGUUGUUAUUCGCCUUCUAUUUUUCAAAUCCGUUUCAAUCUAGAUCUACUGGUCAGAUCCAUCCCAACCCGACCCAAAUAAACACCAAGAACAGGUUCCCGCCAAUAACAAUACACGCCAAUCACAUUCCAACACAUGGACUCAAAACCCUAGACAUUCUCCACACAGUUCAUUUCCACCUCGCAGGAGCACACAAUCGGCUGAAAAUGGUGAGCAAAACGAUACGAAGAGACAAAAAGGGCGGGAUUGAGCAGGACAAAGAAGGUGGAGUGGCAGAGUAUGAGCAGUCUCGAGAAGAAAGAAUAAAGCAGAACCUUCAACGGAUGCAAACACUCGGCAUUCUUGAGCUUUCUCGUAAACUCAAACCUCCCCCCAAACCCAAAACCGAUCGUCCUCCCAAACCCAAACCCUUGUCUGGUUCUCCCAGACGAUCUUCUAGGAUAAAGGUCUUGCCCACUGUUAGCUAUGUAGAGAAGCGCGAUCCAAAAGAAAAGGUUGUCAAGAAUGUCGUAAUUGUAAUAAAGGAAGGCUCAAAACCCGAGGUUUAUACUGAAGAGCAUGAAAAGCUGUUGGGUGACCACAAAGAAACCUGGAAGCUUGCGGUGGAUGGGUAUGAUGAUGAGGGGAAUCGCAUUUAUGACGCGUUUGAAGGAAAGAGCUGCCAUCAAUGCAGGCAGAAAACGGUAGGUCAACGUACGAAAUGCCGCAAGUGUACAAGUGUUCAAGGGCAGUUCUGUGGUGAUUGCUUGUUCAUGAGAUAUGGAGAGAAUGUUCUAGAAGCAAAUGCAAACCCAGAUUGGGUUUGUCCCGUAUGUAGAGAUAUAUGUAACUGCAGUCGUUGUCGCAGAGUCAAAGGGUGGGAACCCACUGGAAAUCUUUACAGGAAGGCAUUACACCUUGGGUACAAGUCAGUGGCUCAUUAUCUCAUUCACACCCGUGGGCCUAAUGGGAAGCAAGAAGACAUAGAUAACGAAGGCGAGCAGUUGGAUGAAAAAGAUGAUAACAUGGAUGAAGAUGCCAAACAUACCAAACACCCUGAGUCUGAUCAGCACCUUAAAGGUGGCGAUGUUGAUGAUGAUUCAGAUUACGAGGCUGAUCCUCAUGGUGGUGAUGAUGAUGAAGGCGAUGAUGACGCCGAUGAUGAUGAUGAAGAAUUGUCUAGUGAAGAUGAUUAGAUGCAUUGCAGUGGUUGAUAGCUGUGUUUGGAUUUUGGAAUCAAUCUUUUUUGGGUACCUGAAGUGGUCACAAUCAGUCUUGUUUUGUUACUAUGAUAGUGCUAUUUUUGAGUUUCAAUACUGAAAACUUUGGUAAGUAUAUUGUUUUCAGAAGGUAGCGUUAAGUUGUUACAAUAGUAAAAUCGACGUUAGGUGUACCAUCUGUUUGAUGGAUGUGCUUAUUAAUGGAUAAGGGUUUGCAGGUA
Molecule: messenger RNA, 1444 nt
Organism: Helianthus annuus (common sunflower)
Lineage: Eukaryota; Viridiplantae; Streptophyta; Magnoliopsida; Asterales; Asteraceae
Product: cell division cycle-associated 7-like protein
Exons: 5
Coding region: 231-1199 (322 amino acids)
Biological process (GO): regulation of DNA-templated transcription
Cellular component (GO): nucleus
Source: RefSeq, a predicted model, not a curated record